UUUGAUGUUCACAUCAGUUCAGAACAUAAAAAAAUCUUAACUAGGUAUCUGUCAAUUUAUUCUCGAUCAAAAAUAGAACACGAUUUGAUGGUGUCAUGAUAUUUUUGGAAUUUAUACGCAUGAAUUCCGCGGAAAUUUCAUUAUUUUUUUAUAAUACAUCUUUGAAACAAUGAAAACGAUUUAGUUAAACAACAAAAUAAAAUCAUGGAACAAGUUAAAAACGAAAAUUUCAAGCUCCCGAGUAUGAUCAUGUGUGGAGACCAUUCCUCCUUCACUAAGACGGAGUUGAACGCGAAGGAACCGAAGCCCGAAGAAGUUGACAAGAUCAGGGAGAAGAGCUCCACGUCGUGUGCGAAACUAUCGCCCACACCCUCCCGCAGCGAGCGCGCGGGCGGCGGGGGGCCGGCGCGGUCGGCGUCGGAGCACGCGCUGCGUCUGUUGCGGGCCGGCCGCCGCGCGCGCUCCACCGACCUUGUACACAGCACCGGGGCCGCGAUAGGCAACGGGGCCCUCAUACAAGCGGCGGCGGGCAGCGGGCGCUGGCCCCCCUACCUGCUGGCGGUGUGCGCGCUCGUGGUGCUGCUCACGCACGCGCUGCACGCGCUCGUCGCCGCGCUCGACGCCGCGCUGCCCGCUCUCAGGAACGCGUGCCAGUACUUCCGUAAGUGGACCGAGGAGUGGUGGCGGCGGCAGGACGAGCCGCGGCUGUACCCGGCCGGCCUGGCCCUGCUCACCGCCGCGCUGUACGCGCUGUACCUCGCCCUGUAUGCGCUGCACGCGCUGGCGCUGUGGGCCGUGGAGCCCCUCUCCGCCGACGAGAGGCAGGUCUGCGCAGACACUCUCACCGACCGCCCGAGUACGAGCUUGUGAGAUUUCAACAUGGGUUCUAUUUGUUACUAAAUUUUUGUUGUAGUAUUUUCCGUUUUCAUUGAAUAAAGAAAAUUAAAAAAGGUUA
Bombyx mori (domestic silkworm) is the source of this 955-nucleotide messenger RNA. RefSeq lists its product as uncharacterized. The record is from RefSeq and is a predicted model, not a curated record. Lineage: Eukaryota; Metazoa; Arthropoda; Insecta; Lepidoptera; Bombycidae. The coding region runs from base 205 to 870 and encodes 221 amino acids. The transcript is spliced from 5 exons.